This is a messenger RNA of Rhincodon typus (whale shark), 462 nucleotides long. RefSeq names its product EARP complex and GARP complex interacting protein 1 (gene eipr1). Lineage: Eukaryota; Metazoa; Chordata; Chondrichthyes; Orectolobiformes; Rhincodontidae. The coding region runs from base 1 to 294 and encodes 97 amino acids. Gene Ontology annotation, biological process: protein ubiquitination. The transcript is spliced from 4 exons. The record is from RefSeq and is a predicted model, not a curated record.
AUGGCCGCUGUAUUUGUUGAUGCCAUAACUGCCAAUGCUCCAAAAGCACGUGCUUUAACACCGCAAACUGCAGAAACGGAUGCAAUCAGAUUUCUUGUAGGCACUCAGUCUCUGAAGUACGAUAAUCAGAUUCACAUCAUAGAUUUUGAUGAUGAAAAUAACAUUAUUAACAAGAACGUCCUUCUGCAUCAAGUAGGAGAAAUAUGGCACAUGAGUACCAGCCCUGCAGAUAAAGGAGUUCUUGCAACUUGCUACAAUAAAAACCUGAAUCAUCUGUGCUGUUCUGAUCAUUGAAGAUGCAGGCAACUCCCCAUUCCAAAGAGCACAAUUUCUGGCAUCUCGGGAACAGUGUAAACAGAAAUCCCCCUCAUAGUCUUGAGGCUUGGAGUGAGUGCGGGAAAUCCAGAAUCCACUUGGAUAGAUCAGGAGAUUUGUAAUUAAUAAGAAAUAUACUUUGAAAUA